This is a messenger RNA of Pelobates cultripes (western spadefoot toad), 1170 nucleotides long. The record is from the annotation of a GenBank genome assembly. Lineage: Eukaryota; Metazoa; Chordata; Amphibia; Anura; Pelobatidae.
AUGGGAGAGGUAUUAAGGGAAGCGGCUUCUAUUGAAAGACCUCCAAUUGGUUAUAUUUUGGAUUUGCUACAAGCAUGCCUGACUUUAAAUUACUUCAGAUUUGAAUCUACAUAUUAUACACAACUAACUGGAACUUCUAUGGGAGCGCCGAUGGCUCCUAUGUAUGCCAAUUCCUUCAUGUACAUUUAUGAGAAGCGUCACAUUCUUGAAAAAUAUGCAACAAAAAUUUUACAGUUCAUGAGAUUUAUUGACGAUAUUUUAUUGCUAUGGACUGGCACUAUAGAUGAGUUUGAAUUAAUGAUGCAAGAAUUAAACCACUUACCAUCUUCGAUCCGUUUCACUUGGCAGACCAGUGUCUCAAAGAUCAAUUUUCUUGAUCUCCAGAUUUCAAUACAUAAUAAUGAAUUUGGAUACACAUUAUAUUCUAAGGAAACUGACCGCAACACAUUACUUCAUGCUUCAAGUUUUCAUCCGGAUAGAUUGAAAAAAUCUCUUCCGAUUUCACAGUUCAUCAGAGUGUUACGCAAUAACUCUAACCCAGAUGUUGUAGAAAAUCAACUUCAGGAGAUGCACCAGAAGUUUAAAGCUCGGGGUUACUCAGAACAGACUUUGGAUACAGCAUAUGUUAAGGCUUUGCAAUCAAUUUCAGAGCAAAGGAUUCAUCUCAACAUGGGGGAUCGACUUGUUUUCCCUCAAUCUUUUCAUCCUAAUUCUGAUAAAUUACGUCUAAAUAUUUUGGACAAUUGGAGAACUAUCAACAAAGAUUCAUCUUUACCUACAGUGUUCCAGAAGCCACCUAUUAUAAGCUACAGGAAAGGGAAAAGCCUGAAGGUCUUAUUGGUACACACUGAUAAGUGGACUUUUGCACAAUCUUCUAAGAUAGCCUCCAAUGCUGGAUGUUUCCGUUGCUUAAAUUGCCUAGCAUGUAACUUCAUGACACCAGGGAAGACCUUUAAUCAUCCGAGAUCUGGAAAAGUGUAUAAAAUUAAAUACCAUAUUACAUGUCAAACUACCCACGUAAUAUACAGAAUAAUAUGCCCAUGUGGGCUAAUAUACGUGGGUAAAACAUCUAAUGAUCUGAGGGAGAGAAUGCGUGGACAUCGUUCGACUAUCCGCACAGCACUCAGCAGUGGAAUAGCGACGACUCCUGUGUCACGACAUUUCCUUGAG